This is a messenger RNA of Pedinophyceae sp. YPF-701, 978 nucleotides long. Lineage: Eukaryota; Viridiplantae; Chlorophyta; Pedinophyceae. The record is from the annotation of a GenBank genome assembly.
AUGCUCGCGCACGCCCCGCAUGCCUGCGGGGCGCUCCACCGUCCCCUGCAGCGCGUCGCUGCAGCUCCUCAGGCCGCCGUUGCCCGGCCCCUGAGCGCCCCAGCAGCUCGAUGCCGCGUGGGGGGUCGAUCACCGCUAUGUUCGGAGCAGCAGGCCGCGUCGCGGCGCGUAGUCACGGCGCGCGGGUCGUCAGUCAUGGCAGAGCGCGCGGACGACGACGACGACGCAGACCAGAAGAAGAGGGAUGCUAUGUCGUGGAUGGCGAUGGGAGGGGUGUUCCUUCUGGCCGCGGCGGGCGCGGCGGCGUACGUAGUCAGCGGAGGAUCCAUGGCGGUGCUGCGGGACGUGCUGGGGCGAUCAGGCUUCACUGCGGCCUUAGGGCUCAUUCUGUUCUCGGAGAUCGGCGACAAGACGUUCUUCAUCGCCGCUCUGCUCGCGAUGGACCUCGGGCGCGCGCUGACCCUCGCGGGCACCAUGGCGUCCCUGUCCCUGAUGACGGUGAUCAGCGUCGUCAUCGGCGCGGCCUUCCGGAACGUUCCCGACGCGCUGCGCACGUCCGCGCCGAUCGGAGAAUGGCUCUCGGUCGCGCUGCUGGUGUGGUUCGGGUUCAAGACGCUGCGAGGGGCGCUGGCCGCGGAGGACGACGACCAGGGCGAGUACGAGGACGCGCAGGAGGAGCUCGGGAAGCGCGGCAAGGCCAAGGCCAAGACCCCCCUGGGGGCCUUUUGGGACGUGGCCAGCCUCAUCUUCGUUGCCGAGUGGGGCGACCGGUCGAUGCUCGCGACGGUCGCGCUCGGCGCGGCGCAGAACCCCGUCGGCGUGACGCUCGGCGCGAUCCUGGGGCACUUCGUCGCGACGGUCAUCGCGGUCGUCGGCGGCGCGCUCAUCUCGCGCCACAUCAGCGAGAAGCAGGUCGGCAUCAUCGGCGGCAGCCUCUUCCUCGUCUUCGCCGCGUUCACCGCCCUGGGCAUCUUCUGA